This is a messenger RNA of Penicillium cinerascens, 1284 nucleotides long. RefSeq names its product putative serine/threonine protein kinase ENV7. Gene Ontology annotation, molecular function: protein serine/threonine kinase activity; ATP binding. Gene Ontology annotation, cellular component: Golgi apparatus; cytoplasm. The transcript has 3 exons. Lineage: Eukaryota; Fungi; Ascomycota; Eurotiomycetes; Eurotiales; Aspergillaceae. The coding region runs from base 1 to 1284 and encodes 427 amino acids. Gene Ontology annotation, biological process: vacuolar protein processing; regulation of vacuole fusion, non-autophagic; protein phosphorylation. The record is from RefSeq and is a predicted model, not a curated record.
AUGGCGCAAUACUUCUUCGAUCUCCUCUAUAACUUCACAGAUUGCAUGUGCUGCUUCCCCAGCACACCGCAACUGAAGAUCAACAACCGCAGUUUCAAGCUGCUGCGACUCUUGGGCGAGGGCGGUUUCUCCUACGUCUACCUCGUUCAAGAUAAAGCAACCUCCGAACUAUUUGCCCUCAAGAAGAUCCGCUGUCCUUUCGGUCAGGAGUCCGUGUCGCAAGCUCUGAAGGAAGUCGAAGCGUACACCCUGUUCACAUCCCAAGACAACAUCAUCCAUUCCAUCGAUCACAGUGUCUCAACGGAAUCGGGGUCGAAGUUCCGUUCCGAUGGCGGCGAUCCUGGAUCAAAGACCGUUUACAUUCUGCUUCCGUACUACCAACGCGGUAACCUUCAGGAUGCCAUCAACGCCAACUUGGUCAAUCACACUCGGUUCCCGGAGAAGCGCUUGAUGAUGCUCAUGCUUGGCGUUGCUAAUGCGCUUCAAGCCAUGCAUCAAUAUCGCGUCAAAAGUGGGACAUCAUCCACGCGCAAUGCAAAGGCCGUGCGGCGAGAGGGCGAGGAGGCGGACGCCGAGAGAACAAUGCAGAUGAAGCCCAAGCGGCGCGCGAGCCAUCGCGCGGAUGACGAGGACGAGGAGAACGAGCCAUUGAUGGAUGAUGAGGUUACUCGCAGUCAGGAGGGUGUUCAAGAUGGUGCCCUUCGCCCCUACGCGCACCGUGACAUCAAGCCUGGCAAUAUCAUGAUUGACGAUGACGGUCAGUCGCCCAUUCUGAUGGACCUCGGCUCCCUAGCCCCCAGUCCCAUUGCCAUUACCUCUCGUUCCCUGGCUCUGGCAGUGCAGGACACCGCUGCCGAGCACAGCACGAUGCCAUACCGAGCCCCAGAGCUCUUCGACGUGAAGACCGGGUCUAUCAUCGAUACCAAGGUCGACAUCUGGUCACUGGGCUGCACCCUCUAUGCCUGCCUGGUCGGCAAGAGCCCCUUCGAGGCUCGCAGUGACGAGACAGGCGGUAGUUUGAGCAUGUGUAUAUUGGGAGGAGACUGGCGUUUCCCCGACGAAAAGACCACCACGACUAAGGGCAAGGGUAAAGCCAGUGUCGACAAGGACGACGCAUCUAGCAGCAGCGGCAACUCGAUCAGCGCACCGGUCAAGGAGGUGGUCCGCAAGUGUCUCCAAGUCGAGCCUUCCGAACGACCCGACAUCGACGAGUUGAUCCAAAUCAUCAAGGAUACCAUCAAAGAGCUGCCGGAUGACGAUAACGUUGCCGGCCCAUCUCACUGA